AUGAAAGGGAGAGGAGAUGAUGCCUCGUCUCAGGUCCUGUGCGUGCUUCCCACUUGGCUCAAGUUUGACCAAACUGAUCAAUGUCAUCAAAAUCCGCAGAGUCGCCCUGGCUGGUUUGGCUCAGUGGAUAGAGCGUUGGCCUGCAGACUGAAGGGCCCCAGGUUCCAUUCCAAUCAAGGGCCCAUGCCCGGGUUGCAGGCUCGAUCCCCGGAGUGGAGUGUACAGGAGGCAGCCUAUCAAUGUUUCUCUCUCAUCAUGGAUGUUUCUAUCUCUCUUUCCUCUCCUUUCCUCUCUGAAAUCAAUAUAUGUCUUUUUUUUAAACCCUCAGAGUCAGUGUGA
Molecule: messenger RNA, 339 nt
Organism: Pipistrellus nathusii (Nathusius's pipistrelle)
Lineage: Eukaryota; Metazoa; Chordata; Mammalia; Chiroptera; Vespertilionidae
Source: the annotation of a GenBank genome assembly